UUAACUUGGGGCUCUGUGGACCCCAACUUGGGAACCCCUGUACUAGAGGAUAAGCCAGCUGCUACUUGCAGGAUGAACCUGAGGUCCGGCAAAGCCACAUCAGCAAACCCUUCCACCGCUCAGACUCCGCACUGCACCGACAGUCAAGAUGGGUUCUUGGACACACCAGGAGGUGGAGAAUUUGGGGAGCCUUCAAACGCUAAACAUUCAGCAAGAAAGACUGGGAGAGUUGUGACAUUUGGUAAUGCGCCUGGUUCCUUCACAACUACACCCAGAGCCACAAGAUUACCAAGAAAACGCUGGCAGAAAGCAGAGCUCAAAAGAGACUUGGAUUCCACUUUCUACACAACAAAAUCCAACACCCGGGUGAGAUUUCUGAAGGUUCAUCAGGGACCAGUAACUAGGAAUAACCACAUCCCCAGCCAAACCCUGCCUUCCUUACCGAUCUCACCUUCUGUGUCUCCUGACAUGGAAACUUGUAGAAAUCUGGACGGAAGCUCAGUGCCCCUGGAGAUGACGUUCUCCAUCAAUCUCUCAAUGGAGGCAAUUUCUCUUUUUGACAAGAAGGAACUCUUUAAUGAGAAAAAAAUCGUCAAGGAAUUGCGAAGUUCAACUGAAAAGACACUUCAAAAAUCCACUCUUCCACUCAAAACCCGCAGUGUACCUGAUUAUUCACUUGUUCUGGGACUGGACGAAACGCUCGUUCAUUGCCAGCUAACACCCAUGGAAGAUGCAGAGUUUGGAUUUCCUGUCCACUUUCAAGAUAAAAACUAUCAGGUCUACGUGAGGCUGAGGCCUUAUUGCAAGGAAUUCCUUGAAAGUGUGUCUCAGUUCUACGAGGUUAUCCUCUUCACCUCUGCUACAAAAGACUAUACUGACAAAUUGCUAGAUAUAUUGGAUCCACAAAGGCGGAUUAUCAGGCAUCGUCUGUAUCGGAAACACUGCAUCUGCAUCAUGGGCAACUACGUCAGGGAGCUGAUGGUCCUCGGGAGGGAUCUGUCAAAGACGGUUUUUGUAGACAGUUCCCCCGAAGCUUUAGCUGGCCAGAUUGCAAAUGGGAUUCAGAUCAAAAGCUGGUCCAAAAACCCAAGAGACCAGGAGCUCCGUAAACUCAUCCCGUUUUUGCAGAAACUGGCACAGCUGGAUGAUGUCCGGCCAGUGAUUCAGAUGAACCGUCAAUUCAACAGAGCAAACGCAGAGGUCCAAACAGAGUGCUGACUUUGAAGGGAGGGCUGGCUCAAAUAAGACUAAUUGUCAUCUCUCCGCCCCCCCCCAUCCAAACUAAAGUUGUAUAAUGAGCACUAAAAACCAUGUGCCCCAUUUCAUACUGAUGUUGUCAGAGAAUAAUUUAAAACUCUUGCCUGCAAACUUGCAACAUCUUGCUUCACCUUCUACUUGUUAUGCUAGGGCAGUCAUUUUAUUGCAGUGGAAAUGCUUACUACUCAUUCAUUGCCUGUGUCC
Mobula hypostoma (lesser devil ray) is the source of this 1461-nucleotide messenger RNA. RefSeq names its product CTD small phosphatase-like protein 2-B. NCBI's taxonomy places the organism in Eukaryota, Metazoa, Chordata, Chondrichthyes, Myliobatiformes, Myliobatidae. The record is from RefSeq and is a predicted model, not a curated record. Gene Ontology annotation, molecular function: phosphoprotein phosphatase activity. The transcript is spliced from 12 exons. The coding region runs from base 73 to 1218 and encodes 381 amino acids.